This is a messenger RNA of Melopsittacus undulatus (budgerigar), 4494 nucleotides long. It is a transcript of the gene SLC37A1, whose product is annotated as solute carrier family 37 member 1. The transcript is spliced from 20 exons. Gene Ontology annotation, cellular component: endoplasmic reticulum membrane. Gene Ontology annotation, molecular function: glucose 6-phosphate:phosphate antiporter activity. The record is from RefSeq and is a predicted model, not a curated record. Lineage: Eukaryota; Metazoa; Chordata; Aves; Psittaciformes; Psittaculidae. The coding region runs from base 164 to 1762 and encodes 532 amino acids. Gene Ontology annotation, biological process: glucose-6-phosphate transport; phosphate ion transmembrane transport.
GGAAGGAGGAAGCUUCCGGCGGCAGCGGGGCAGAGGGAGCAGCGGCACCCGCCUAUCAUCGCACGGCUUUGGGAGGAGCUUUGCAAUGCGUUCUGAAGAACAAAUAACAUUGUCAGAAGUGCAUAAUUGUGUUGCCUAAAAUUUGAUACAAGCUGUUGAGUAGAUGGCUCAGCUUCCUCCUGGGAUUCGCUUCAUCACUUCAUUUUCACGAGAUCAGUGGUACAGAGCCUUCAUUUUUUCUCUCACUUUCUUGUUGUAUGCCAGCUUCCAUUUAUCAAGGAAACCUAUCAGUAUAGUUAAGGGAGAGCUGCACAAGCAUUGCGCUACUUCACAUGAAAUUGAACUCAACUCAUACAAAGAAUAUGCUGCCCAGAUUCAGUCUGUCAAAAAGCCAUCUAAUGUAUCUCAGUGCGGUUGGGAGCCAUUUGAUAAGAACAACUACAAGCAGUUACUGGGAGCACUGGAUUACUCAUUUCUGUGCGCAUACGCAGUUGGGAUGUAUUUAAGUGGACUGAUAGGAGAACGGCUGCCUAUCCGGUACUAUCUGACAGUCGGGAUGCUUGCUAGCGGACUCUUCACUGCAAUGUUUGGAUUGGGUUAUUUCUGUAAUAUACAUAAUCUGUGGUUUUACAUAAUGGCCCAGAUAGCUAAUGGGUUGGUGCAAACUACUGGCUGGCCAAGUGUCGUUACAUGUAUUGGCAACUGGUUUGGAAAAGGAAGGAGAGGUUUGAUCAUGGGAAUCUGGAAUUCGCACACUUCAGUGGGAAAUAUCUUGGGAUCCUUAAUUGCUGCUUACUGGGUGUCUACAUGUUGGGGUCUCUCCUUCAUGGUGCCUGGUGUUAUCAUUGCUGUGAUGGGAAUUGUUUGUUUCCUGUUUCUUAUUGAACAUCCUAAAGAUAUAAGUUGUUCCUGCACACUAUCCAGUAGUUCUAAAGCCUUCCUGAAUGGUGCAUCUCGAUUCAGAGUCCCGAUGCCAAAUGUGAAUACUAAGGAAACCAGUAAACCUCAGGGGAAAUUGCAGGAUCCAGAGAUGCAGCAUUUGCUUACUGACAGUGAAAAUAGUAGUACGUCACUGAACCCCAGCACUGUGGUCACUGGGGAAGGCAGACACAGGACAGCAGCUAUCAGCUUCCUUGGGGCCUUGCGAAUACCUGGAGUCAUAGAGUUCUCGCUUUGUCUUCUGUUUGCAAAGUUGGUGAGCUAUACUUUCCUCUUCUGGCUUCCUCUCUAUAUCACCAAUGUAGAGCAUCUUGAUGCCAAAAGAGCUGGGGACCUUUCUACACUGUUUGAUGUGGGUGGAAUCUUUGGUGGAAUUUUGGCAGGCCUGAUUUCAGACAGGCUGGAGAAGAGGGCAUCAACCUGCGGAAUGAUGUUAUUGCUUGCAGCACCCACAUUGUACAUGUUCUCUGCAGUCAGUAAAAUGGGCCUUGAGGCUACCAUAGUGAUGCUGCUCAUCAGUGGUGCCCUGGUGAAUGGCCCUUAUGCUCUCAUCACCACUGCUGUUUCUGCUGAUUUGGGUACCCAUAAAAGCCUGAAAGGGAAUGCAAGAGCCUUGUCCACAGUUACAGCAAUCAUCGAUGGAACAGGAUCUGUAGGUGCAGCUUUGGGGCCUCUCUUAGCUGGUCUUAUUUCCCCAUCUGGUUGGAACAACGUAUUUUACAUGCUCAUGAUGGCAGAUGCAUGUGCCUUGCUAUUCUUACUCCGUCUUAUUCAGAAGGAACUUCAGUGUAAUGCAGAUCAUACCCUGUUUAAAGAACACUGAGCACCGCAACUAGAUUUGGAAUAAGGACUCAUCAGUGAUCAGAGCUCUUCCCUGAAAAACAAACUUCAUGGAAUGCAUUAUUCUGUAUUGAAGAGAUUCUGUUUGGUGAAGAACUUUGCACAUUUACUGGAAGCAGUGUGAAAAAUGCAGCUGGUGAAUCCCUGAAGCUCUUAUUUUUGCACAUGAAUAAGUACCUCAAGAUGGCAACUAUUCAUCAGAUGAAGAGACAGGAACUUUAGGAAGGUUUUAGCAGUGCGCCUCAACUGAGCCAAAGACAAAUACCAAGUGCCUUUUUAUUUCUUUUCAUAGGAUGUUUUUAAUUAAAAUGCCGAGCUAUGUGUUUUCCAAAACCAAGUCAAACUGAGAGCAUAAGGAAGUUGAAAUCGUCACAGUCCAGCAGUGAAAAGUCCCAGUGUCAGUGAGCAAAGUAUGUAUCCCUUAUGUCAUCUCUUGCACAUCAAGGGCAUCGCUUUAUAGAGGACAAUAACAGCUGGUUAUUAAGAUGCACUGCUAUUAGUAUUUUGAAGCUGCUCAGACAAUAACCUCACCAUAUGAUUAGUUUUUAACUACAGUCCUACUUCUAAUCCCAAGGACACCAUCCAGCAUUUUGGUAGGCAAUUAAAUGGAAUUUACUCUUGUGGUGUGUUCUGCAGUUAGCAGUUUUCAUAGACUCUCUGAAUGGGUGUUAGUCCUCAAUUAGGAUUGUGCAAAAGAGUCUUAAGCAAGAAAAAGAUUAUGAGUGAGAAUGUCCAGUGAGGGGGGGAGGCUGUAAUAAUUUUCAGGACAUUAUAAACUGGUUGUGCGAGCAUCACAUAAUUGUUGUGCUGCUCCACUAGGCUGGGUUGAAAUGAGAGGGUGUUCCACUAGGGUAGCAGAGAACUGUGAGAUGUGAUACUUGAGCUACAGGAUUGAUCAUAUGAGCUACUUUAGUGCCCGCUGCCCCCGUGAUCACUGUUGGGUAUUCCCUGAUUUCAGUGUUGGUGUGUGCAUGUGAAUGUCAUUGUCAGAUCAGGGCCUUAAUAACCAGAAAUCUCUUUCAAGUAGCUAAUUUCAAGUGGCUCAGAAUUUCAGGUUUACAGCCAAGAUAUCAGAAAAGAAAAAUUGCCUAGGUGGUAGGUUGUAAGAGAACAUUUCAGUACCUAGUGUUACCCAGCGAAUAGACAGUUUAAUGUCUUCAGAAUGUAUCAUUUCUUUGUAUAGCUAUCUCCUUUGCAAAACAGAUGUUCCUGUGAUUUAUUUUUUUUUCUUAAGAUGUACAAAGUAAAAAGGAGGGGGUUUUGUAUGAGGCAUUUAUACUCAAAUCAUGAAGGCUAGGUAAUUUAAAUUGUAUUAUUCUUAACUGUAUUUAUUAAAGCUCUAAGCGCAUGUCUUGUUCUGAACUAUGCUCUCAGAUUUUGUGAAACAAUGUAGUAGUCUUUACACUUGAUUAACAAAACAGCACGUUCUAAAAUAGUCCCACAAAAUAUGGUAGAGAAAUGUCUCAUCAGCUGCUGGUGUUGUUCCAUAUGCUGGCACAACAUUUGAUUUCCAGGGCUGAUUAGUAAUUGUUCAGUCUUUGAUGAGUUACUUCACUGGUUUGAUUCAGCUCGUGCUUUGUGCUUGACUUGAACAGUGUGUUCAUUUUUAACUCUUUUGUUGAAAACCAGGGAAAAUCUCAGUCCCACAAAGACUUAAGGAAGGCACCAAGUCCUUACAAAUGAAUGCUGUAUGCAGGCCCCAACCCUGCAGUUGCCUAAAUGAAUGGUUAACGUUAGAUUUUCAGUAAGCCUGUUGAGACCAGUGGGGAUUUUCAACAUGUGAAUUCAUACAUCUGUGCUACGUUUGGCCUUCAGGCUGUAGUUGAAUAUGACCAGACUUCUUCAGUAAUGUUAUUUGGAAGGACUUCCUAUUGCAGUGGCAUUGAACACUGCUCCUCACUUGGCUAGGCUGACCCCAGGGACUUAUAGCCAGACUAGGGGACUGAUGUUAUCCUCUCAUGGAGGGAAGAGUAACACUGCAACCCCAAAACAGUUGUAUUGGCACAACUUCAGUGGCUGUGUGAGGAGGGAAGAAUGGGGGACUUAAGCUGAAGGUACAAAUCCCCUUCCUCCAAAAAAGGUAUGUAGACCUUUAUACUAGUUUAUCAAAACAGUUUAAACUCUGCUGAACUCAGAUGUUGAGAGGCCCCUGUGGGCUGAAGUCUUCGGUUAAAAAGCUUUCAGUUGUAUCUAACAGUUACAGGUUGUAAAGGUAUUUAACCGUGUCUUGGGUUUUACUUGUUGGGCUGCUGCUGUUAUUUAUUUAUUUAUUUGAAUAGCUUUUGCACUGCAGUGACUUGUGUAUGGGGUGAUGACAGUGUUGGAGGUACUGAGCUGAGCCCUUUGUAGGCAGGAGUUAGGGCUCUUAGUGAGCCGAUGUCUCUUUCUGUGCUAAUGUACAGCAUUUCAGUUCCUCCCAGCUAUGAAUUUGUUGGACAAAAGAUAAAGAUUUGCUUUUCUUUUUUAGCAACCCUAGAAGUCCCCUAAAAGUUGUGAAUAAACCGUGUGGUUUGUUAGUAUCUGGUGUCAAUAUCUGUUAAUCUGGAAAUGAACAAGACUUGGCAAAAUUUUGUAUGUAGAAAUGUGAGUGACCAGUAUGUAGAACGAAAUUUAAGUAUGACUGUAAGGUUUGGUGGUUUGGAUUUUAAUGCUGGCUAUUGUGAAUUUUAUCCAUUUACAGUCCUGUGUUGAAUAAAACCAGAUUCUACUUUAAAA